This is a messenger RNA of Paramecium tetraurelia, 2490 nucleotides long. RefSeq lists its product as uncharacterized. Gene Ontology annotation, biological process: potassium ion transport; transmembrane transport. The transcript has 3 exons. Gene Ontology annotation, cellular component: membrane. The record is from RefSeq and is a predicted model, not a curated record. NCBI's taxonomy places the organism in Eukaryota, Ciliophora, Oligohymenophorea, Peniculida, Parameciidae. Gene Ontology annotation, molecular function: voltage-gated potassium channel activity.
AUGAAUUAAUCAUCUAUCAUAUUGGAAGAGAAUAAAUAUCAAUCUGCGUAAUAAGAAGAAGAGGAGAGGAUGUUGACUGCCAAGGCAUGUGAUUUGAAGAAGGCUUUGAUCUAUAGGAAGUUUUAGUAAAAUGAGAGGAAGGAAGAGUUGGAGGAUAUAAAUUAAUUAUUUGAUGAAAGGUAGUUGAAUAUUUUGAAUGAUCUUGCUAAUGACAAUGGAAAUUAUGAAGAAUAAAAUUAAGCUACAACAUUGAGAUAAGAAGUUAAUAAAAAAUUGUAAACAGUAAUGGAACAUGGGAUGAAACGACAUUCGAUUUACAUAAUUAAAAAGCCUGUUGAAAAUAAAUUUAGAUUUCAUUUGGAAGUCUUCAAACCUGAAGAUAAGUUUAGAAUAUUUUGGGAUUUGUUCACCAUGUUGAUCAUAUUUUUUGCAAUCCUAAUUUUACCUCUCGAUAUUAGUUUUACAAUUGAAUCCUUAUUUUUUGAUAACUUUAAUUAUGCCUCGAUAGCAAUAUUUAGUUUGGACAUCAUCAUCAAUUUCAAUACCUCCUAUCAACAAAAGGGCUAAUACAUAAUCGAUCGUAAACUCAUAGCCAAACACUAUUUGAUGGCCUGGUUUUGGAUAGACUUGGUUUCGACCUUUCCUUUCGAUAUCAUUAUCAAUGCCUCCACACAAGAAAUCAUACAUUCUGAUGAGAUUGAUGAAAACUAGGUAAACGGCAAUUAGGAUAAUAAAUCUUAAUCAGAAUAAUUGGCUAACACCUUAAAAUUGCUGAGAAUUUUGAAAUUUUUUAGAUUUAUAAAAGUAGUUAGAUUACUGAGAGUAUUAAAAUUAAAGAAGAUAUUUUCUAAAUUUGAAGAUUACGUUGAUUUUUCAAAUUCCAUGAUUUCACUCUAUAAAGUGUUAAAACUCACAUUUAUAAUGCUCUUUGUAGCACAUUGGUUGGCCUGUAUUUGGCAUUUCAUAGCAGAUCAGGAGAACUCAUCAGACAGUUACAGUUGGCUUAGAGCUCAAGGUCUAUAGGAUAGUGAUUGGUAUGUGAAAUAUAUAGCAUCAGUGUAUUGGGCAACAGCAACAAUGACUACAGUAGGUUAUGGAGACAUCACUCCAGUAACAUCGGUUGAAAAGAUAUUUGGUAUAGUAGUCAUGUUGUUGGCUUGUUGUAUAUUUGCAUAUAUUAUGAACAGUAUUGGUGGGAUAUUUGUAUCCAUGGAUUACAAUGAGAAGUUGAUUAGAUAGAAGAUGGGCUAAGCGAAUUAAUUUCUAAAAUCGAAUGACAUUCCUAAAGAUUUAUAAGCUAGAGUAAGAAAAUACUUGGAAUACAAAUACGAAAAGGAAUCUACAUAAGUUAAUGAAAAGGAGGCCUUGGAUGUCUUGUCUUAUUCUUUAAGAGUCGAAGUAUUGGCUGCUGUGAACACGGAUUUGAUCAACAACUCAAAAGUGUUCAAAUAGAAUAAGUUCGAAAAGGAACUGCUUUUGCAAUUGCCAUUUGAAUUAGAAGAACAAAUCUUUGGUCCUGAAGAAUGCAUAUUUUUGGAGGGUGAUGAUCCUAUUGAAUUAGAAAAUGGAUAAAAUAUUGAAGAUAGAUGCCUGUAUUUUCUCAAUAAAGGACAGGUUAUGCUUUGUAUUUAAAAGACCUUCACUUGUCUAAAAACAUUAGAUAAGGGAGCCACUUUUGGAGAACUUGGCUUCUUUAGUAAUAAAUCAAGAAGUGCAUCUGCUUACACACUUGAUUUUGUCUAUGUUUAGAAAUUGAAAAAAAAGAAGUUCACAGAGAUUUUAAAAAAGUACUAAACUCAAAAUCAAUUCUUUCAAAUGAACAAACACAUUAUUGAAUUAGGUGAAGAUUAUUCUCCUCUUGGCUUACCUUGUUUUGGAUGUUAACAAAUCAAUCAUUUUUCUUCUACUUGUCCAAAGUUACAUUUUGUUUCCAAUUAUGACAGGAAGUAAGAGCUAAUAUAGGAAUUAUAGUAAAAAUAAAAGAAGUUCACCAAAGAAUUUAAAAGACUAGAAAAAAUCAGGUACAAUUCUAGAGGCUGUUUCACUUUAACGAAUGAAGUUGCCAAUGAAAUCAAACAAGUUUAUUCUGCAUAAGAAGAGGGAGAUGAAGAUAGACUGAUUAAACUUUAAUAGUAUUUAACUUAUAUAAAUUAGACGUAACGAAGAAGAACCAACACAAGAAGGCUUCGAAAAAUUAAAAAUCAACAGCAAGAUGAAUUUGAGAGGAUGCAAAUCAUGACUGCCUUCUUCACUCAAUUCAACAUUGAUGAAAUCAUGAAAAAUUACAAUGAUAGAGUUGAUAAUAUUCUUAAUUCACAACAAUAAGCUUAAGAACGAAGUAUUAGAACUCAAUAUUACUCAAUCAAAUCUAAUACUAAGAAAUCCAGAAUUAGAUCGAUGUCAGCUGAACGAGCUGUAUUUUUUGAAAAGCUAAUAGAAAAAUAUGGAGGACCAUCUUUAUUUUUAGAAAAACUAAAUUAAGAUAAUUGA